UGCGCGACCGAUCGCAGUCCGUGUCUAACCGUUGCACCGUGCAAAUCUCCAAGCCCCGCAAGAGUGACCCCCGUGCCGAAAGCGGCCAACGCCCACACGAUCAAUUCAGUUUAGUGCUUUGUGAGAUUUUAAUUGAAAACAAAAAUGGGCAAAACGCCGGCCAUCGGAAUCGACCUCGGCACGACGUACUCGUGCGUCGGGGUUUGGCAGCACGGCAAGGUGGAGAUCAUCGCCAACGACCAGGGCAACCGGACGACGCCGUCCUACGUGGCGUUCAACGACACCGAACGGCUGAUCGGGGAUGCCGCCAAGAAUCAGGUGGCCAUGAACCCGAAGAACACGGUGUUUGACGCGAAGCGGCUGAUCGGGCGCCGCUUCGACGACCAGAAGAUCCAGGAGGACAUGCGCCACUGGCCCUUCCAGGUGAUCAACGACGGCGGCAAGCCCAAGAUCCAGGUCGAGUUCCAGGGCGAGACGAAGCGGUUCGCGCCGGAGGAGGUCAGCUCGAUGGUGCUGACCAAGAUGCGCGAGGUGGCGGAGGUCUACCUGGGCGGGAAGGUCACGGACGGUGUCAUCACGGUGCCGGCGUACUUUAACGACUCGCAGCGCCAGGCCACGAAGGACGCGGGCGCGAUCGCCGGCCUGAACGUGCUGCGGAUCAUCAACGAACCGACGGCGGCGGCGCUGGCUUAUGGGUUGGACAAGAAUCUUAAGGGCGAGAAGAACGUGCUGAUCUUCGAUCUGGGCGGUGGAACGUUUGACGUUUCGAUCCUCACGAUCGACGAGGGAUCGCUGUUCGAGGUCAAGUCCACAGCCGGAGAUACCCACCUGGGCGGGGAGGACUUUGACAACCGUCUGGUGAACCACUUUGCCGAGGAGUUCAAGCGCAAGCACAAGAAGGACAUGAGCGGAAACGUACGGGCGUUGCGUCGUUUGAGGACGGCUUGCGAGCGUGCGAAGCGAACGCUGUCGUCCAGUACGGAGGCAUCGCUGGAAAUUGACGCCCUGCACGAGGGCGUUGACUUUUACUCCAAGAUCACGCGAGCUCGCUUCGAGGAGCUGUGCAUGGAUCUGUUCCGAUCGACGCUCGCUCCGGUUGAGCGAGCCCUCGGCGAUGCCAAGCUGGACAAGGCCUCGAUCCACGACGUGGUCCUCGUCGGAGGUUCCAUCCGAAUCCCCAAAAUCCAAAAGAUGCUGCAGGACUUCUUCUGCGGAAAGGCACUCAACCUCUCCAUCAACCCGGACGAAGCCGUCGCUUACGGCGCAGCCGUCCAAGCGGCGAUCCUCAGCGGAGACGGAAGCUCCCAAAUCCAGGACGUCCUCCUGGUGGACGUAACCCCCCUCUCCCUCGGUAUCGAAACCGCCGGCGGCGUCAUGACCAAGAUCAUCGAACGCAACUCGCGCAUCCCGUGCAAGCAACAGCAAACCUUCACCACCUACAGCGACAACCAGAACGCCGUAACGAUCCAGGUCUUCGAGGGCGAACGCGCCAUGACCAAGGACAACAACCUGCUCGGCACCUUCAACCUGACCGGAAUCCCACCCGCCCCCCGUGGCGUCCCCAAAAUCGAAGUGACCUUCGACCUGAACGCCGACGGCAUCCUGAACGUCUCCGCCAAGGACAACAGCACCGGCAAGCAGGAAAAGAUCACCAUCAAGAACGACAAGGGCCGCCUCUCGAAGGCCGAAAUCGACCGGAUGCUGUCGGAGGCGGAAAAGUACCGCGAGCAGGACGAACGCCAACGGGAGCGCAUCACGGCGCGGAACGCCCUCGAGAGUUACAUCUUCAACUGCAAGCAGGCCGUGGAGGAAGCGGCGGCCGGCAAGCUGACCGACGAGGACAAGAAGACGGUCCAGGACAAGUGCGGGCAGGAAAUGAGCUGGCUCGAUGCGAACACGCUGGCCGAGAAGGACGAGUUCGAGCACCGGUUGAAGGACUGCCAGCGGGUUUGCGGACCGAUCAUGGCCAAGAUGCACCAGGGAGGUGGUCAAGGGGAAGGAGGAGCGACGGCGGGGGGAGCCGCGACCGGAGGAAAGGGACCGACCGUGGAGGAGGUUGAUUAAAAAGGGGGGCCGUGAAUCCUCUGCUGCCGGUGAAGAUUCGAACCAUAGAUGUGGGUGCUUGUGUUUGUUUAUUUAUGCUAUUGUUUGUUGGGUGUUGACAUUUGAUGCAAUAAAAUUAUUUUGAAGAAAA
Culex quinquefasciatus (southern house mosquito) is the source of this 2194-nucleotide messenger RNA. It is a transcript of the gene Hsc70-2, whose product is annotated as heat shock 70 kDa protein cognate 2. Gene Ontology annotation, molecular function: ATP binding; misfolded protein binding; heat shock protein binding. Lineage: Eukaryota; Metazoa; Arthropoda; Insecta; Diptera; Culicidae. Gene Ontology annotation, cellular component: cytoplasm. The record is from RefSeq and is a predicted model, not a curated record. Gene Ontology annotation, biological process: protein refolding; cellular response to unfolded protein. The coding region runs from base 145 to 2064 and encodes 639 amino acids. The transcript has 4 exons.